Camelina sativa (false flax) is the source of this 1585-nucleotide messenger RNA. RefSeq lists its product as uncharacterized. Lineage: Eukaryota; Viridiplantae; Streptophyta; Magnoliopsida; Brassicales; Brassicaceae. The record is from RefSeq and is a predicted model, not a curated record.
UCUAGUGAUCGUAUCUGUCUCAGUAUCAGUGUGUCUCUUUCUCCAACCAGAAUAUUUGUUUCCUCUUAUCUUUCCUUUUAUUAAUCCGAUCAAUCUCCCCGAGAAAAUUUAUCAUAUAUCUUCGCUUUCCCGUUUCAUUUUCUCGCAAAAUCUUCCCUAGAAUUAUUUCACCCAUACAUUUACAUAUAUAUAUAUAUAUAUAUACACACCAUAAUAACCCUCAGAAUACAUCUCUCUAUACACCAANAAAAAAAAAAAAAAAAUGGAGGCGUCGAGUAUGAUAUACAACUAUCCGUUUUGGAACUACGGUCCUAACAAUCUGUUCUCGAAUAUUCUCUCCGUCGUCAAAGUGGCCGCCUUCGCAGUAGGUGCGUGGUAUCUACGGGCGACGGUGACUUCACUGCAUGCGGUUAUGGUUUGGUUCAAUUGGUUUAUUGGGUUUCUAAAAAUCCUUCUCUUCGCGUCCGCUGGCGUAGGCGCCAGCUUCUUGGCUUUAGCUUACCUUCACGAAUCCAAAACCACCAAGGAAAAGGAACGGGAGCUACUAUACGAUCAAUAUCUUGCCGUCCCCCCGCCCCCUCGUGUAUUGACGUUUGAUGAUUAUAAUAUACUGAAUGGUCAUCAGGAUGUUGGGUAUUAUAACAACUCCGUUUACAGAGAGACUGUGCCGGCGUUUCAAGAGUUUUAUAAGCCGGUUGAGGAGAGUAUUUGUAGAUAUGAUCGAGAGGUGGUUGAGGUGAGUUCGAAGAGUUACAGGAGGACGAGAUCAGAGAAGAAGAAGAAGACGGAGGAGAAGGUGGAGUACCGGAGGAUGGAAACGGAGAGAGUGACGAAAACGGCGUCGUUGAGGUCCAAGACGAUGGAUGGUUUGAGCAGGGAGGACUUUCGUAUGACGGUUGAGACUUUUAUCAUGGAGAGGAAGAAGUCGCUCCUCCAAGAAAGGGAUCCAUGGCAAAACGGUGCCGUCCCUCAGUGGCAGAAAAACGACGGCCUCGGUGAUCACUGGCAAUACGGUGUCCCUCAGUUGCAGCAGGACGGCGUUGAUUACUUGCAGAACGGUGUCGACCCUCAGUGUCAGCAGAACGGUGCUGCUAAUCGUUUGGAGAACGGCGUUUUCCCACAGUUUCAAAACGGCGAUUUCCCUCAGUUGCAAAACGGCGAUUUCGCUCAGUUGCAAAACGGCGUUGAUCACUGGCAGCAGAACGGUGUCGCUCCUCAGUGGCAGCAGAACGGCGUUGUCCCACAGUUGCAAAACGGCGUUGUCCCUCAGUGGAAAAGCAAGUGGGAAAACAACGGUGUACCUGAGCCUCAAAACAGCAUCGUGCAGUGGCACGGAUCGCGUGACGAUGGAAGUGGACGUCAUCGUCGUCAUGGUCGUCGUAGUCGUAGUCAUAGGCUCGUGGAUGGCCCUGGCUCUAAUAAUGGUUCUGGUUAUGGUUCGUACUUAGCUAUUUCGAAUUAGGGGGUGGCGCAAAUUUGUAUAAUUUUUCUGAAGUUUGAUUAGAUCAUUUAGCUAAAAACUAAUUUGCGAGGAUGAAUUUAUAUAUCUUACUAUCCUAGGCCUUUUAAUUUUAACUCCGGUGAC